Messenger RNA from Sus scrofa (pig), 11141 nucleotides. Lineage: Eukaryota; Metazoa; Chordata; Mammalia; Artiodactyla; Suidae. The record is from RefSeq and is a predicted model, not a curated record.
UUCAUUUUUAAGGCUGAAUAACAUCAUGACUUGUGUAUAAACAAAAUUUUCCUUAUCCAUUUAUCCAAUUAUAUUGACAUUGGGUUGUUUCCAUAUCUUGGCUUUUGUGAAUAAUGCUCCAGGAACAUGGGGAUAGAUAGAUUCUUUGAGAUCCUCAUUAUGUUUUUUUGAAUAUAUACCCUGAAGCAGGAUUGCUAGAUCAUUUAGUGAUUCUAUCUUUAAUUUUUUGAGGAACGCUAUGUUGUUUUCCAUAGCGGCUGUACCAUUUCACAUUCUCACCAACAGUGUACACAGAUUCUAACUUCUCCAAGUCCUUGCCAAUGCCUAUCCUUUUUUUUUUUUAAUAAUAAUCAUCCUAGCAGAUGUGAGGUUAUGUAUAAUUAUAGUUUUGAGUUGUAUUUCCUUGAUUAUUAGUGAUGUUGAGCAUCUUUUCAUGUACCUGUUGGCCAUUUGCAUGUCUUCUUUGGAGAAAUGCCUAUUCAUUUCCUUCGCCCUUCUUAAAACUGAGUUAUUCAUUUUUGCUAUUAAGUCGUAGAAAUUCCUUAUGUAUUUGGUUAUUAGAUAUAUCAGAUAUAUAGUUUGCAAAUAUUCUCUCCUGUUUUGUAUGCUGCCUUUUCACUCUGUCGAUUAUUUCUUUUGCUGUGCAGAAGUUUUUAGUUUGAUAUAGUACCACUUGUCUAACUUUGCCUUUAUUGCAUAUGCUUUUAAUGUCAUAUACAAGAAAUUAUCACCAAUUCCUAUGUCAUGAAGCUUUUCCUUUACGUUUUCUUCUAGCAAUUUUAUACUGCCAGGUCUUACGUUUAAAUCUUUUUUGGGUUUAUUUUUAUGUGUGGUGUAAGAAACAAGUACAAUUUAGUAUUGUGCAUGUGGAUAUCUAGUUUUCCAAACACCAUGUGUUAGAGAGAUUGUCCUGUCCCUAUUGCGUAUUCUUGGUACCUUACCGAAGAUCAAUUGACCUUAUUUACAUGAGUUCGCUCUAUUCUAGUCCAUUGCUCUAUUUUUCUGUUUUUAUUCCAGGGCCAUACUGUUUUAAUUACUACAUCUUUGUAAUAUAUUUGAAAUCAUCCAACUUUCUUCAUAUCUCUCAAGAUUGCUUAGGUUGUUUCAGAAGGCAGUGGGGAUUAUAAAUGCAAUCUCAGGAAGCCAAGAACACAUUUAUUUUCCAAAGUUCAGUUGUUUUAAUCAAUAGGCUUAUGUCAUUGAUGGAUUUCCAGAGCACUAAAUUAUGUUAAUUACUGCUUUUACCCAUUUUAUAGUUUCUUUUCAGAUGAGAGGAUUUUUCAGCCUCCUUAUACCAUCAUGUCAGAAAUGAAUACCUAUUUCUGAUUUUUCCUCCUUUAAUGUUUUCUGUUGGAUUAAAAUCCGUGUUUCAUUUAUUUUCCUUUUGUAGUUUUGAAGUUAUUACAUUUUAUUUAAAUAUGUUUCACUUCAUAUUUUAAGAUAUAUACAUUACAAUUUUCUAAUGUAGUUUUAGAGUUAAUUUAUAGCUGUUAUCAUUCCCCUAAAAAUGUAACUUGGCAUGUUUUUAUUUUUCUUUCCCCACGUCACAAUCUCAUGGUGUUUUUGUCUGAAAUUUCCGUUCUAACUUUUUUGGACACUUGACAGAAGGAGGGAGAUAUGACUAUAGUGUGUGCCAGGUCCUUCUUGUUGAAAUUAUAGGUAAUAUUUGGAUGUUAUAUUGAAGCGAGUCUAACUAGAGGCUUUUAUUCUGGAAAACUGUUGAGUGGUAAUGCUACCAACUGACCUAGGGAACUAAAAUAUGUUUCCUAUUUUUUUUUUUUUUUGUCAUUGUUGUAAUCUCUCCAGCACUGUAUCUAAGAAAGCUGGAAGAGGUUUAAAGAUGAAUGAGUCUAUUAUGAUCUGUUUUGGAUUAUUUGAAUUUAAAAUGUUUGGAUAUCCAAGUAGAGAUUUGGAUGGGAUAUAUUUGUGAUCCAUUGAUUUAUAAUGUUUAGUUGAAGUCAUGAGAAACACCACUGAGGAAAAAGAAAAUGGCCAAAGAAAGAUCUCCCCGAAAUACUGGUGUAUUAAUUGGAUGGGACGAGGCAUGGUGAACUAAGAAGUUAAAUUCUGAGACGUAGAAUUAAAAAAAAAAGGAAAACAUGUACUCAUAACAACAAAGCUCAUUGAAAAACAGGUCAGUCUAGGGACUCUGAGGGCCUCUUGAUGCAAUAACAAAAGGGUCAUUGAUGACCUUAAUGAAAGCCUUGAAGUGACUGAAAUGUGUGGUGAGAUGGAGGGAAAGUCAGAUUUCCUGGGAUUGAGAGAAAACGUGUCUAUACAGGUAAAACCCCUUCCAGGUAUUUGCCAUUAAGGGAGGGAGAUAAGUUAGGAAAAAGCUAUGGGGAAAAACAGGGCUGAGGAAAAUGGGAAAACAAUUUAGGAGGGAAUCAGAGCUUUGAGGACAGCUGUAGAAAGUCUCCAAGGCAAGGCAUGACUAUGGCGUUGACAUUAGACCGUGGAUGUGUGCCUGGGGCGGGAGAGGCAGGAAGCAGGCUGUUGUAGAAAAUAGUAUGCAAAUGGGUCAUAAGAUUAAAUAAAUCUUUCUAAUCAGUUUUCAGUAUCCAGAGUUCAAAGCGGGAUCUUGAACUAUGUCAACAUUCCUCACCCACUCGGCUCCCAACACCAGCACUUCAAUGGCCCCCACCUUCCUGCUGGUGGGCAUGCCAGGCCUGUCAGCUGUACCCUCCUGGUGGGCGAUACCCCUCAUCACCAUCUACCUUCUCUCUGCUCUGGGCAAUGGUGCCAUCCUCUGGAUCAUUGCCCUGGAGCCCACGCUUCACCGCCCAAUGUACUUCUUCCUCUUCCUGCUCAGUGUGUCUGAUGUUGGUUUGGCCACAGCCCUGAUGCCCACCCUGCUGGGUCUGGCACUCACAGAUGCUCACGAUGUCUCUGCCUCAGCCUGCCUCCUUCAGAUGUUCUUUGUCCAUGUCUUUUCCAUCAUGGAGUCCUCCGUCUUACUCGCCAUGGCCAUAGACCGGGCACUGGCCAUCUGCCGCCCUCUUCGCUACCCAACACUCCUCACCAAUGAUGUCGUCAGUAAAAUCGGCAUGGCCAUUGCUUUCCGAUGCCUAGGGCUUCAUCUGCCCCUGCCAUUCCUCCUGGCCCACAUGCGCUACUGCCAUCCACAGGUCUUGACCCAUUCUUACUGCUUGCACCCAGAUAUGGCCCGUUUGGCCUGCCCUGGCGCUUGGGGUGCCAUCUACAGCCUCUUUGUGGUCCUGUCAGCCAUGGGGCUGGAUCCCCUGCUUAUUUUCUUCUCCUAUGGCCUGAUUGGCAGGGCGUUGCAAGGUUUGGGGUCCAGGGAGGAUCGCUGGAAGGCUGGCCAAACCUGUGCCGCCCACCUCUUGGCAGUGCUUCUCUUCUACGUGCCCAUGACCCUCCUGGCACUCGUUGACCGUCUUAGGGUGCCGCUCCCUCAGCCUGCCCAUACUCUUCUCUCCUAUGUCCACUUCCUGCUCCCUCCACUGAUAAACCCUAUCCUGUACAGUGUCAAGAUGAAGGAGAUUAGAGAGAGAAUAUUCAAGAGGUUGAAGCCCAGGAAGGUGGGCUGUGCUCAGAGAGGAGGAUGUGCCUCCAUGUGUGGUGGUUCAAGGCUACCUGACACAAAGGUUUCCAUGACUGAGAACUCCGUUCAUCGUGCAUGAAAUGAUCCUUCAGGUGCACGAAAGUGCAUAUACACAGAUACACCCACCUGCCCCUAGAAGUGUGUAUGUGCGUAUCGAUGGAAGCUUAAGAGCCCCAGAGAGUGCCAGUGACCUACCCUCUGUUACAUCACAGAUCCAUGACGUAGAAAGGGCCAGAAUCUAAGAGCUGUCACAACCAUUCACGUGUGUGUGAGUGUACCUUCUUCUGCAUACCCAUCAAAAUUCACUGUUACCACUCUUCUUACAUUUUCCAUCUUAUUAGUGAGAAUAAUCUCAUUUUACUUUAUGUCAAAUUUUCCAGUAGUAACAGUGAAUAUCUUUCACAUAACUAUUGGUUAUUUUAUUUUCUUCUCCAUAGAUAGCCUCUUCAAACAUCUUCCACCAUUUUUCUAUUGGACUAUUUAUGGUUUAAAGACAAAUGUGCAAGAACUUCUAGUUUUAUACUUUUACCAAUAUAGUAUUUGUCUUUGUCAUUAUUUAAGCAACCAAAUCUCAAAUAAAUAUAGUUUUAUAUAAUCAAAUCCACUUUUAUAUUUCUUUAUAAUGUUUGUGUUUUCCUAUGUUGCUUUUAAAACAAGUAUCUUAAACCUAUAUAUUCUGCACAUAUUCUUUUAUGUUUUUUUUUUCUGGAAUUGUUACAAUAGUUUUUACUUCUAAGCCUUUCUGUGUCAGAACUCCAAAGUUAUAUUAACCAAGGUGAUUAUGUACUAGUGGCAGCAUCACCUGUUAAAUACAUUCUCUUUUUCUCACUGAAAUAAAAUACUAUGCAUGUCAUCUUUACAUGUAUGUGUAUGCAUAGAGACUGCUUUAGAGAUCUUUUUUAUGGAGCAUGAUAUAUUUAUGUAAUAUAUAUUCACAUAUCACUGAUCUGUUAGAAUAGCCUCAUAGUGUGAUUUAGUUAAUGUGGGUAUAAAGGAUCCCCUCUAACAAAACAAACAAGAGCUGUGGAAUUCUAGCAAGGAUUACUUUGUUUCUUAUAGAUUAAAAAUAAGGGCAUCAGCAUCUGUGAUAACUUUUCACAUCCAAGAAUUUAGGAUACAUGUUUCAGUUGUUAAUCCCUUUUUUUUUAUACUUUUCUGUAAAAUUAUUCACUUUACAUUUAUUUCCUUGUGGUUUUUAAAUGUAUGAUUGAGUUGCUAUUAUAAAUAAAACGUGUCCCCAUUUCCAACUUCUUUUAUAUAUUACUAGAUUGAGAAAAACAUUUUUAUCUUGUACUAAUAUUUACCAAAUUAUCAUAAACAUUAUAUUAGUAUUUUUUUUAAUUUUGGAUUUUAUUUGUACUUAGCAUUCAAAAGCAAAAAUAGAUGAUUAAUAACUUUCCCCUAGUAGUCAUAUCAAUUAUUCCACUUUUCAUUUCAUUCAAUUCAUUGGACCCUCCAACCCUUUAUGAAAGGUUGAGUGACUAUUAAAAUGCUGUUUCUCAUUGCAAUAUAGAUGGCAUUAGUGUUUCACCUAUCAGAAUAAUGCUUGGCAGUUAGAUUUUUGGUUAAGCUUUAUAACUUUCAAAUAGUUCAUUUUUAUUCCAAUUUUGUUACUUUUUAAAUAAACUUAAUCCUAUCGAAUACUUUUUCAGCAUCAACUAACACAAUCAUAAUUGUUUGCUUUAAUAUGUUGAACGACUGAAACACCCUUUUGUAUUUAGAGAACACAUUUUAAUGAAAAGCAGCAUAUUGAAUCCACUUAAUACCAAGACAAGAACACACACUGAUGUAUUAGAACAUAUUCCAGGAACACAGGAAUAGCUAUACCCUCAUAUUAUAUCCAGCUUUUCUGCGAGAUAUAUUAUAUCUUUUCUUAUGAAACUGUUAAAUAAAUUAGUCUCUCCAGGUCACAAAUAAGAGUACUGAGGCUGAGAAUUUAUGCCCCAAGUUUAUAAAAUUAGUCACAAAACAAUUUAUUUUCAGACUUGCCUUAAUCCAGAGCCUCUGCUCUAAAAUCUCUCUUAAAACUGUUGAAUGGAGAAACAGCUUGGUCUUGAAGCAGCAGUGAUGAGGUUUCUUAGAAUUGCUGCUUUCCUGAAGUCCCUUUUUGCCUCCUCCCUCGAACACCUAUCUCCAAAUUCCCAUGUAUUUAUUGAGGGUUUGCUGAUGCAAUGAAAGAAUUUGGAAUCUUGCAGGCCUGGUUCAGAAUUCCCAGGCCACCGUUCCUGUGUGAUUGGGCAUCAGUUGUUCCCACAUUUGUAAAAUAAGCAUAAUGAAGAUGGACUGAACUCAAAUCCCUGUAUCAUGGCGUCUGAAUAUCUAAGAUAUUCAAUGAAUGGUGGUUUUUUGGAAUUAACAAUGAAAUCAGAAUAACUGUGUUUAAACUUCAUGUGCGUAUUCAAUCUGAAUAAAAAACUUCACAGCUCCCAGUUUCUUUAAGUUCCUCUCACCUCAUUAUAUAGACCAAAAACUGCAACCUGGGGCCUGCUGAAAGCACUUUUGAAUGGACCUUUGUAAGUGAGCAGUAGAUGGACUAAACCCAGAAUUGCUGGCCGCCUCCAUGUGAUUAUUACUUCACUAAAAGGGGGGAGCCAAGAACUCGUUCGUGCACAGCAGGGCCUCAACUGCUCCCUCCUGGUUCUCCCAGUCUCCUGGCCACCGGCCACAUCCACCGCAUCCCUUCAAAUCCUUGGUGCCUCGUGGUUGCUGUUACCACUACUGGCCUUCAGGGGGCAGUGUUCUCUCCUCGCGCGCUCUCUGAAAAUAAUACCUCGUCCGCUUGACUCUCCAUUUGUGGAAACACGCAGAUGUUCUUUCUAUUCUUACAGCACAUAAGGGGAUAGAAAUAUUAGCCAGAACAUUUACAACUGUCAGCAAAAUGUAACAGUGAUACGUGGGCGUUAGAUGGCAAUGCAGACCAGGAAAAGCUUUGCAAAACCAGACCUCUGGGCUGUUCCCACUGCUAAACAAAGCCUUUGAGACUUGCAUCCAGAGUUUAAUUGUGUGCGUGUGUGUGUGUGUGUGUGUGAGAGAGAGAGAGAGAGAGAGAGAGAUAGUGUGUGUGAGUGUGUGUCCGUAGAGGAGGAAUUGAUAGUAAAAAAUAAAUGGAUCAAGUACACACUCAGACUGAGUAGUGGGAGUUGUGCUUAAGGGGGCAGCCACUUCUCACUAGGUUCCUUCUGAGUGGCUCCGAGUGGGACAAUCAGCCUAGUUUUGCUGUGGGAUCUUUCCAUUUUUGAGGUGACUUGUAAAUGUCUAUUUUUAUAGGAAUUCACCUCAGAGCUCAGCACUCAGCUGUUUCCUUGUGUAAAUUCGCAGUGUGUCAGUGAGAGAGUUGCAUGCCUGAUGUUGAAGAUACACAUAGGGCACCAUCCAUGGUGCCCCAAGGACUCAGCCCCUUUCCUUUACUAAAACGGCUGCCAAAUGCCAGUGCCUGCCUGGAACUUCCACCUACAAUUUCCUCCCAAAUUGGCUUCAGCCAAAGACAUAUUCUGUAGGUUUCCCUUUCACAUUAUCCCAAAGUGUGUUGUAUAUUUCAAACGUUAAUGUACAUGCCAAUCACCUAGGAUCUUGUUAAAAGGCAGAUUCUGACUUAAUAAGGUCGAAGCGGAUAUGAGAGUCUGUACUUCUACUUUCCAGAUGCGGCUGCAGCAGCUCAGCCUACCGCCCUUUAAGCAGCAAGGAAGAAAACCUACGUAGACAAACUUCCACACGUCAGAAAGGGCUUAAUGGAAACCACAGGGAGGAAUCAAAUGCUAGGAGGCAAAUACAAAGAUGCUAAAUGGUCCAGGGUCUUACGGAGUCCUCCCAGUGACAGUUCAGCUCCUCCUCAGAAGCUUCUCUGGAGUCUUACACUUCAGUCUUACACCUGAUGGUAGAUAUCCUUAACCUCCCAAACACCAGCAGCAGGAUUCCUACCUACUUCCUGAAGCCAAGAUCCCUUCUUCCUUAAAAGAAAAGCUGUGGUGUAGGAGAUCCCUGAUAAGUAUUAACCAAUUACUUAACUAAUUAAUAUAAUUAAGGACUACGAAGUAAACAGAAACAUCUCCUGUUGGGAAGAAAUAUUAGUCUGCCUCUAAGACAAUUUGCUGUAGAGAGAAAAAUGGAACCUUUACCUUUGCCUCAUCAUUUAGACUUCAGACCCAGUUUUUCCAAUUUUUCCAAGACCUUCACUCUAAUCUGCGGAGUUUUCAUACAGUACACAGUGGGAUUCAUCAAGGGUGGUACCAGCAAGAAUGGGUCCGCUGUCAGAAUCACAGCCAGAGGGGAUUUAUGUUUGGCAAAGCAAUGCAUGGUAGCCAAGGUGAUGAUGGGCACAGCACAGAUGUGGAACACUCAAGUGUUAAGAGCUUUAAACCCAUCUGCAUGGGAUGCUGUUCCCAGUAGCGUCUUCAGGAGGCACACACAGGAGACAGCAAAGAACGUGCUGUCUGACGUCACGCAGAGCGGGACACACAGGCCAUAGCAGAAGUUCACCCUAUUGUCAGGGCAUGCCUGCCUCGUGACACCUGGAGGUGGAGGCGUAGGAGUGGAAUAACAGGUGUUUCUUACAAUAUCUGGAUCGCUUUAAAGUGAAAGGGAGGGGAGACUAGGAGAACACUUUUAACAGCAAAUGCUAGCCCCAUUUGCAAAACUCUGCAGCUAGUAAGGAGGGAGCUGUAUCCCUGGGGGGUGCGAAUGGCAACCAAGCGAUCCAAGACAUGCUCAGCAGUCCCGAGAUGCCAUGUCUGUGAACCCGUGGUGAAGAAUUCCUGGGCAGCACAGGCGUCGGCAGAAAUCCCCGUGGCCUUGAACAAGGAGGUCCUCAGUGUGGUGGGAAGAGCAGAGGGGGCAGGCCCAGGUCCGAUGGCGCCGACAUGGAUAGGAAACACGACACGGGCUCGUGCAGGGAAGGCUCUGUCCUGAUGACGACUAGGGUGGUGCCAUUGCCCAGGAUGCCCAUAAGGUACAUGAGACAAAUAGGGAUGCAGAGCCAAACGUGCCCAUGCCCAUGCCCUGGAAUCCCAAUCAAAGGAAGGGAGAGGUGGCCAUUUCCGAGGCAUUGAGAGGAAACGUCUUCAAUAUGCCUUUUAUUUAUCUUCCCCUGGUAGAUAAAUAACAUGAACAACCAACAGAAAUUCUCUUAGUUAUAUUUACUGAAUGCAACUAAGUUCCAUUGUCAGUUACAUGAAAAUGAGCUCCCAUUUAGGUGACAAGAAAUAAUGUAACAUAACUUUUUCUAUAUAAAGAAAGAUACAGAGUAAAUUUAAACGGGUUCUUCAUGAUAUUUAUUUAAGACCUUACACUCUUCGAGUCUAUCUUUAUUCCCUAACAUACUUCUAAACAACCCUAUAGACCUAGCAAGCUGCUGUAAUAACUGUUUUUUAACCACUGUUGUUUUUGCGGUUGAUGCAUUAAGUAAACUAAGCUGGAAUAUAUUGCAAUCUGGAAAAGCAGUAACAUCGUGGAUGGGGUCACUGGUCCUGCACUCCUACAGACCAUAGAUGCUGCAGCAGCAGGAGUCAAAGAUGCCCCAACCUCAUAUUAUCGUGCAUGGAACAUGUGUGUGAAGAUAUAAAAUUGAUCUCUCCCAGUACUGAGUGUCCUUUUUGUCUCAGCCCUUCAAAGGUGGUUGAUGUGCCCUUGACAUGCAGUACCUGCCACAGUUGUCAUCUGUAGGUGCCUAAAGCUCUCAUACUCUCUCAUGCAGUUACUGCUGGUCCUGCUCAGAAUGGCCACCGCUUUUGCCCUUCUCUCUUUGUUCUUGAAGUUUUUUCCCCUUGCUCUUGGCUUCUCUGUAUCUACCCUUAGAGGACCAAUUCAGGUACCUGCCUUGGGUUUUUCGACUUGAUCCUGUUUAUACUCCUGGCGUCGGCAUCACUGACACCUUGGGUAACUCUCCUUUUAAAAGUGUUAGACCAGAAAACCCCAGUGGUGAAACUGAUGCACUCUGCCCUUGUUGGGGGAGUGGGAUUCAGACAGAGAAAAGGGAUAACCCAUUGUCCAUUCUUGUUCAAAAGUCUCUGCAAAAUAGAUCAUUUCCAAAGUGCCAUGUGUGAGGCUUUUCUUGGCAAGCUUCCAACCUAGCUCAGGUAACUAAAGGAGUUACUGUUGAUAACAUUAUUUUUUCAGCUGUGUCCAUUAGGCAAAUAUAAAGAGGUUCUCCCAUCCUACACACACAUCCUAAACUUUUCAGCUAUCAGUGCUGUCCCAAAUGUAGCAUGAUCCCUUAAGCUGGAGAACCCAUGAAACAUGUUUAUUUCAGCCCUCUGAAAGGCAUAGGGUUGACCUCUAUAAAUUGCAGAGUUUUCCUUGAGAAACAUAAAACCAACUCAAGGAAGUCAGGUUGAGUCUCUAGGACACCUACCAGGCCACCUUAUCCCAGAGCAAGGGUGGAGGGGGUUCAAAUUAUUCAAAUUCUGUGGCUUAUUUGCUCCAGCACCUGCUGGGAAUCUACCUCCUUACUUAUACUCUCUGGCACAGACACAUCCUUCUGAGCAUCAACAAACAUCUGGGCCCCUGGGAAUACUGGCUCCACUUGCUUAAUCACUGUCUGUCCAUAAGGCACCCUCCUAAGAAAAUGCGGAGUGCAGGCUUUGUCUUACAGUCAUAGGUCUAACCCUUGGAACCCUGUCCCCCCAUCAGUGCAGGACCUGGGGACAGCCAGUCUCAUAUAUUGAUGAGGCAGCCUGCAUCCUGCUGAGGUUCCAAGGUUAAGUGUAUGCCUUAAGCAGACUCGGUGUGAGACUCUCACAGACCUUAUGUGGAAUUCUGCCCCCAGAUAUGUUCUCUUUGAUCAUCACAAUGUCUAAUUUUAUUUUCAAUGUGAAUGCAUUGAGUAGGUCAUGAGCUCUCACGACUGUCAGCUUGUGGAGAAGGAGAGUUGUCUGAUGUGUGUGGAUAUACGUGGACUUCUGCACUUUGCUGAAAGGCUUGGAUAGUUGGCCAGGGGGUGGAACGAGGACCCUUGAAAGAAAAGAAGUAAGUCUCUAGAAGAUGUAUGUUAAGUACACGUUGACAUGGUCAUAAGCGUGAAAAUCUUUUUGUCUCAUGCUGUUACCCGCCCAACAGUACCCACCUCAGGGCAGGUACUCAGUAACCAGGUAGAAAGAACCUACUUGUAAUUAUCACCCUCAGCCUUAGUGCCACCCCUGCUGGUCUACUGGGCCCACAGGUGGAGUCGUAAUGGCAGAGCUGGAAAUAAAACAUGACCCAAAAGUAUGAGCUCCCUUUUGCCAGGGCUAAUCGUGGGGAAAUGUUGAGAAAACAGUGCGAUUCUCACUCCUGGGAUGUUAGCAAUGUUACUACAACCUUUUAAUGUUCAGCUAACAGCAGCAGUAACUGAUCCAGAGCACUUGGUGUGAUAUUUUGUAUUUACAUGGGCCAUGCCCCGACACAAAAUAAGGACAAAAGGAAGUCUACCACAGAAGAUCCAGUGAUAAAUUGUACUGAUGUGUGUUUUAGGAUUCAGUCCAUAGUAUGUCUACUUUGGAAGCAUCCAGAGAAUUGAGAGGUUUUUUUAAAAAAAAACAAAAACAAAAACAAGCAACUAUCCUACUAAUUGAAAUGCUUUUUGUAUAGCAUUCAGAAAAGAACA